Penicillium crustosum is the source of this 597-nucleotide messenger RNA. RefSeq lists its product as uncharacterized. NCBI's taxonomy places the organism in Eukaryota, Fungi, Ascomycota, Eurotiomycetes, Eurotiales, Aspergillaceae. The record is from RefSeq and is a predicted model, not a curated record. Gene Ontology annotation, cellular component: mitochondrion. The transcript is spliced from 5 exons. Bases 1 to 597 code for a protein of 198 amino acids. Gene Ontology annotation, molecular function: oxidoreductase activity.
AUGAAGUACACCGUACUCCGUUCGGACCAAACACAGCUUAGCCCGAGACGACCCGAGCCAGCACAUGACAUCAUCCAGGAACUGCCGCCUAAGCUAACUCCAGUUCUUCCAACUUCCUCCAUUCCACCUGCCUCUAUCACCACAACACCCUCAAUUACAAAUAUCCAAACCGUCAAGAUGUUCCGCUUCAGCAAAACCCUCGACCCAAUCACUCUCUUCCACUCCCCCUCCAUCCAAGCAUCCACUAGAACCCUCAACAUCCUGAAGCAAGCUUCCUCAACCGCUAGCGAAACCGCCACAGAAGACCAGGCUAGCGACCACUCCACCCACGCAAAGCAACAGCGCGACCAGCUUCGCAGUAUCCUCGACUACAUCUCGCCCGUCAGCGGUGUUGGUGGUCCGGGCGAAAAGGUGACAUAUGGUGUUGCGGAGCUGGUGAAGGGCGCCCGCGAUGCGGAGGAUGCGCUGAAGAAGUUCAAGGAGAAUAACGAGAACUUCGUGAGGCCUAUCACCGUUGACUGGGUGAAUGGCCGCGCUGUCAUUGGAGACAACCAGUCCGAGAUCCUGCGCAUGGUGCGCCAGCUUCCUGCAAACUAA